GACACUGCGAUAAGCAGCACCGGUUGUAUGGCCUGUUCAACGAUUCCACUUGCUUUGUGGCUCCAUAUAUUCGCUAAAGUCCUGAUGUAUGGCCGGCGACCCUGAUCUCCGAGCCUAAGAGCGCCAAUAAGGCAGGAGACGUGACGUUAUUCGGAUCCCGAUGUUGAAAAGUCCAUCUCCGGUAUCCGAGCAUCACGCAGCGAUACGCUUCCGGAGUCCAUUGGGCACUGCCGUCCUGCACGAGAUCCAACGGCGCUCGAGGUAGUCUUUUAGGGAGGCUAGGGAGAGCGAGACCCUUUCACACAGAGAAAGCGUUUUCGUGACUUCAAUAAGAAUGCCAUCGAAAUGUCGAUACUAUUGAUCUAGCUUGACAACCAAGUAGUUCCAGCAAUGGGUUCAAUCAGUAACGCGUUUCCCUUUCGCAUCGGCGUGGACGUUGGUGGGACCAACACUGACGCUGUAAUACUCGACACCAAUGCUACAGACCGAAGCAGAUCCGUUGUUGCUGCCCACAAGACAGCCACAACAUCACCCAAUGUUACGGACGGUAUUGAGGUGGCAGUGAGGCAGGUUUUGGAGCAGUCCAGAGUACCGAAGGAACAGAUUUCGUCCUUGACUAUCGGAACCACUCAUUUCAUCAAUGCCAUUAUUGAACAUGAUCACCGACACUUGUCCAAAGUCGCAGUGAUUCGGUUGUCCAAGAAUUUCACCCGCGAGAUUCCACCCUUUUUCGACUUUCCCUCGUCGCUGCGGAGCAUCAUGUAUGGAUGGCACACAUACGUGGACGGUGGUCUACAGAUUGACGGAAGUCAAGAAGCUCCUAUUGUUGAGCAACAGGUCAUCGACGCAUGCUCAACGAUCAAGGACUUGGGACUGACCGCCAUUGUUGUCUGUGGCGUCUUCUCUCCUUUGGACUCAUUCUUCAGCCAAGAACAACGAGUUCGUGACAUAAUAUACCAACAUCAUCCGGAGGCGUCAGUGGUGUGCUCGUCAGAAAUUUCGAAUCUCGGUUUCCUGGAAAGAGAGAACGCGUCGAUACUGAACGCUUCCAUCUAUCGAUUCGCCCAGCGAACCAUUUCUGGUUUCAAACUCGCUAUGAGGAAGCUUAGCCUCCGGUGCACACUCUGCCUGACACAGAAUGACGGCACGUUGAUCGAUGCUCAUUCUGCUUCUCGACUGCCGAUCAGAACAUUUUCGUCCGGACCAACAAAUUCAAUGAGAGGUGCUGCAUAUCUGAGCGGGCUAUACUCAAGUAGUCGAGAACGAGCCGGUCUUUAUGAGCGUGAUGGUCCUCGCACGACGCGCCGUGGCGCGAGGGAGGGUUCCCAGAAAUAGUCCUCCUGCUCGAGUUAAGGUAGCAAAAUCUUUUACAGCCAGCACACUGUGGCCUCG
Messenger RNA from Exophiala viscosa, 1392 nucleotides. Its product is annotated as Hydantoinase/oxoprolinase N-terminal region-domain-containing protein. The transcript has a single exon. Gene Ontology annotation, cellular component: cytosol. The record is from RefSeq and is a predicted model, not a curated record. Gene Ontology annotation, molecular function: 5-oxoprolinase (ATP-hydrolyzing) activity. Bases 391 to 1335 code for a protein of 314 amino acids. Gene Ontology annotation, biological process: glutathione metabolic process. NCBI's taxonomy places the organism in Eukaryota, Fungi, Ascomycota, Eurotiomycetes, Chaetothyriales, Herpotrichiellaceae.